Messenger RNA from Laccaria bicolor S238N-H82, 420 nucleotides. RefSeq lists its product as uncharacterized. The transcript is spliced from 5 exons. Lineage: Eukaryota; Fungi; Basidiomycota; Agaricomycetes; Agaricales; Hydnangiaceae. Bases 1 to 420 code for a protein of 139 amino acids. The record is from RefSeq and is a predicted model, not a curated record.
AUGUGGCUAUUCAAUCAUUCUCCUUUCCCAAAGCUCGAGCACUGCUCAGAGAUUCUCGUUUACCUCAAUCCCGACGCUCUAUUUGUUGUUACGUACAUGGUAUAUGUACCACCCAGUGGCCCCGAUCUCUCCCCGUACUACAAGAACUCGUUGUCUCCGGACUCAGCGUUCACACAGCGUAGAUCCUCCGUUGGUCUUGGUCCUCGUCUCUUCUCGCGUGGACAUCGACACCUGUGGUGGAUGGGGGGCGUGGCUAUUGCACAUAGGUUUGUUUGGGGGGAAGGAGGGGGAGGGCUUCAAGCAUCAGUCUCUGUUCAGCCGAUCGAAAGAACAGCCUCAAGCUUCAACGUCGGCAAAGUCGAGACGUUUGAUUAUAUUACUUACAAUGGGAAUCGUACCAUUACAGCCCUGACUCCGUAG